UACUUAAGGGACUAUUACACUCUUACUAAGCCCAACCCACCGGCCUGCUACAGUAACCCGUCACAGUGACCAAAUGUGCAGUGACCAACGUUACAGUUACCAAUGACAUAGUUACAAAAUUCAUCCAGUGACCAAAAAAUAAUAUGCCCCACCAAUGACCCGCAUCACAGUGAUCAAAUGUGUAGUGACUUUUGUUCAGUGACCAAUUGACAAAGUGACAUCCGCUCGGUGAUAAAUUUUUAUAGUGAUUCUCGUGCAGUGACCACUGCCACAAUGACCAUCGUCUACCAGUUACAGUUAUCCAACUCGUCCAGUUACAGUUACCAAACCCGCUCAGUUACAGUUACUCGAUUAUAUCAAUUUCAGUUACGUGAUUCGUCCAGUUAUAGUUACUCGACCCGUCCAGUUACAGUUACCCGACUCGUCCAGUUACAGUUAUCCGAUCCGUUCAGCUACAGUUACAAUUUUCGGGUUCGAACAUUUACAAUUGCCUGGAUCCGAUAAUAAUUACCGCUGGCCAACACCACCCACCACCACCAGCAACUGCCAUCGACCGCCGCCGGCGACACUCACUUUCGGCCACCGCCAGCAACCGUCAGCCGCCAACACUACACCCCAGCCUUCUCCCCCAACCAAGCCCCCUUCCCUCCCCCACCCCAUCCCCCUUCUCUGCUUUACCCAAGCCCCCUCCCCUGAGACACCCGAACACCCUGUCCCUCCGGCACCACCACACCCCAGCCCCCUAUGCCCUCCCUUCUACGGCCCUGCAACUACCAUCAACCCAGUCCCGCGGACGCCGCAACGCGACCACUGUACAAAUUAGUUCCAGAAUCUGCAAAAAUUCGAGCACCACUGUAGAUCUAACAUCGAAUCUGCAAAAUCGAAACACAACAUUUCCAGUGCUCAUCCCAAUUCUGAAUUUGCAAAAUAUUGAAGAGCUGUAAUUGAUGCUGAUUUUAACCCUAGUCGCGGAUUUAGAUUUCAAUGGGCGGAGGAAGAUGGUAGAGACAGAGAAGAAGAAAAUAGAGUACUAAGGAUGCGGUCGGAGAUAGUAGACGGUGGCGUGGUGCGGCAGCGCGCGGCGGCGAAGGGUGUGACGCGGACUGUGAAGAAGAGCCGAAGAGGAGGUGCGACAACGCAACAGUGACGUAGAAACCGGCAGCGAGAGGGGCUAAUUUGCAGCGAGAGGACCUGAUUGGCGAUGAGAGGAGCUGUUUGCGGUGAGAGAACAUCGGUAAUAGCAGAUGAAGGAGAUGCGGCGACCUGGUCCACAGCGAAGCUGUUGAAGACUGAAGCGGACGAGAGACAAUAUGGAAAGAUGCAGGCGUUGUAAGAACAGCAACAAUGGCGGAGGAUAUUAUAAGCAACAGAACAAGAAGAGGAAGAGGAGGCAUUUUUGGAGCUCCGAUGUGUGGCGUAGCACAGGAAACAGAGUUGUCCAGAGACGACAGCCAUUUCAGCCUCACCACCGGAAUCCUCCCCUCUCUCGGUGCUCGGAGCAGCUGCAGAGUCCAGCUCCGCCGGUUCACCGUCUCCCCCUACGACCGCCGCUACAGGAUAUGGGAAACCUUUCUGGUAGUUCUGGUCAUCUACACAGCAUGGGCGUCUCCUUUUGAAUUCGGCUUUCUUAAAAAGCCAGAAGGGCCAUUGUCUAUUAUUGACAAUGUUGUCAAUGGAAUCUAUGCAAUAGAUAUAGUGCUCACCUUCUUUGUGGCAUACCUGGAUAAGACCACAUAUCUUCUAGUUGAUGACAGAAAACAGAUUGCUUGGAAGUAUGGGAGUACUUGGUUGGCAUUUGAUGUCAUAUCCACAAUCCCCUCGGAGCUGGCCAAAAAAAUCAUGCCAAAACCUCUAAGAUCAUAUGGAUUAUUCAAUAUACUUCGCCUCUGGCGUCUCCGCAGGGUCGGUGCUUUAUUUUCCAGAUUGGAGAAAGAUAGGAAAAUCAAUUAUUUCUGGGUUCGUUGUGCUAAGCUUAUAUGUGUUACUUUAUUUGCUGUACAUUGUGCUGGAUGCUCCUAUUAUCUCCUGGCUGCUGAUUAUCGUGACCCAAAGAUGACAUGGAUAGGGGCAUCUAUGGAAGACUUCCUUCAUAAGAGCCUAUGGAUUCGCUACAUUACUUCAAUAUAUUGGUCGAUCACAACCCUCACUUCUGUUGGUUAUGGUGACCUACAUGCAGUGAAUACUCAGGAGAUGAUUUUUGACAUUUGCUACAUGCUCUUCAACUUGGGGCUUACUUCUUACUUGAUAGGAAACAUGACUAAUUUGGUGGUCCAUGGCACCAGCAAGACCAGGCAAUUUAGAGACACCAUUCAAGCCGCAUCAAGUUUUGCUCAAAGGAAUCAUUUGCCAGUUCGUCUUCAAGACCAGAUGCUUGCACAUUUGUGCUUAAAGUUUAGAACAGAUUCAGAGGGGAUCCAGCAGCAAGAGACUCUUGAGUCCCUUCCCAAAGCCAUCAGGUCAAGCAUAUCAAAUUUCCUCUUUUAUUCGAUGGUCGACAAGGCCUACCUUUUCCACGGGGUAUCAAAUGAUUUACUCUUCCAACUUGUUUCGGAGAUGAAACCGGAGUACUUUCCACCCAAGGAAGAUGUAAUCCUGCAAAAUGAAGCUCCCACAGAUUUCUAUAUUCUAGUGACUGGAGCUGUGGAUCUAUUGGUUCUUAAAAAUGGAACUGAACAGGUUGCCGGGGAGGCAAAAGCGGGAGAUCUAUGUGGCGAGAUAGGGGUUCUGUGUUAUAGGCCACAGAUAUUCACAGUACGGACGAAACGUUUGAGUCAACUUCUACGGAUGAACCGAACCACGUUUCUGAAUAUCAUUAAGGCUAACGUUGGUGAUGGGACCAUAAUAAUGAACAAUCUUCUUCAGCACCUGAAGGAGAUGAAGGAUGACCCAAUAAUGGAAGGAGUUCUGUUAGAGACAGAAAAUAUGUUAGCAAGGGGAAGAAUGGAGUUACCUCUGACCCUUAGCUUCGCAACGCAAAGAGGAGACGAUUUGCUGUUGCAUCACUUGUUGAAGAGGGGUUUAGACCCAAACGAAUCAGAUAACAAUGGGAGAACCGCUCUUCAUAUAGCAGCAUCCAAAGGAUAUGAAAACUGUGUCGUUCAUCUUCUUGACUUUGGAGCCAAUCCCAACCUUAAAGAUUCUGAAGGUAGUAUACCCUUGUGGGAAGCCAUCUUGGGAAAACAUGAACCGAUCAUCAAGCUACUGUUGAACAAAGAUGCAAACAUAUCUGCUGGGGACGUUGGCCAGUUCGCAUGCAUUGCUGCCGAGCAGAACAACCUUGACCUCCUCAAAGAAAUCACCCGUUGUGGUGGGGAUGUAACCCUGCCAAGAACCAAUGGCCCCUCGAAGACAGCUCUCCACUAUGCCGUUUGUGAAGGCAACGUCGAGAUGGUCAAAUACCUGUUGGAUCACGGGGCCGCCAUCCAAAAACCAGACGAGUACGGGUGGACCCCAAGAGAUCUGGCUGAGCAACAAGGGCACGAAGACAUUGCUGCACUCUUUGAAUCCCGAAAUGAUCAAUCCAUCACCACCACGGUGCCUGAAGACCCGCCUGGUAGGGUCAGCUUUCUCGGGAGGUUCAAAAGUGAGCCCAAAAUGCCUCCCACGACACAGGCCGAGGGACCGUUUGGGGGGCAGUCUCGCCCCAGGCGUAGGACAAACAGCUUCCACAACUCGCUGUUUGGUAUAAUGUCGGCUGCCCAAAGCAUUGACCAACCAAUCCUCUUACCCGUGAAAGAAACCACAACAGAAAAUCCCUACCGCACUAGAGUAACAGUUAGUUGGCCCGAGAAAGGAGACAUUGCAGGAAAGGUUGUGUUACUACCUAAGAGCUUCAAAGAGCUACUAGAGAUCGGGGUUAAGAAGUAUGGUUUCUUGCCUUCCAAGAUUAUGAGCAAAUCAGGGGCAGAAAUAGAUGAUAUUGGAUUGAUCAGAGAUAAUGAUCAUAUUGUUUUUGCAAAUGAUACUAGAAAUCCAGAUGUAAAAUGACUAAACUCUGGUAUGUGUUGAUCUGCCAAUGAAGACAGAAGAUUGCCCUUCAAGCAGUGGAAGCCUAACACACCUUUAACAUUAUCCCAAUAGUGUAAAAUGACUAAACUCUCGUAUAUAACUAAUUUUUUUAGUUACUAUACGGACUGUAAACUCCGUAUGCAAAAUUACAUUUAAAUGCAAACCAAGCAUU
Molecule: messenger RNA, 4180 nt
Organism: Cuscuta epithymum
Lineage: Eukaryota; Viridiplantae; Streptophyta; Magnoliopsida; Solanales; Convolvulaceae
Source: the annotation of a GenBank genome assembly